UCGAUGAGCUCGAGAUAUUACGGCAUGUGGCACAUUAAGAUAUAAAACCGGCCAUUGUAGAAAAGGUGUUCAUUCAGUCUUCAGAUCGACGACUUAACUGAAACCAAAAAUGAACAAGGCCAGCUGCAUUAUUAUUGCUCUUUCUGCUCUCAUCAGCGGCACUUUUGCUGUUUGCGCCCCAGGCUUCUCUCAAGUGGGAGACAAAUGCUACACGGUACCUGGCUUACCUCAACGGUAUGACUUCUGGAGUUCCAACGAAUUGUGCAGCGUCGCUAGAAGCAAUCUCUUCCACGUCGAAACCCCAACACAGUGGGAAGAACUUAACGCUUUCCUCGUUGGACUUGGUUACACUGAUACCUACUGGACGGGAGUGGCUGCCGAAGGUCAUCCUGGUCUCUGGGUUGUUCGAUCCACCGGCUACGAGCUGAAUCUGGCAGCUGUUGAAUUCAAAGCAGGAGCUCCCAGCAACUCGGCGACCAACUUGUGCCUGGCCAUUGAGUACCAGACAGAACUUGGCCGUUAUCAGUGGGUCGACUAUCCAUGCACCGACUCGUACGUUAUUGUCUGCGAGCCCAGGGUCUGCUUGGCUCCUAACGCAAAGUUUUAAGCACUUUUUUUAACGUGAAUAAGCCUAUUUUUCUUUUGUACACGACUAUUAUCGAACGAAUGCUCGACACCAAUAAAGUUUAAAAUCCAAAGUC
Daphnia carinata is the source of this 701-nucleotide messenger RNA. RefSeq lists its product as uncharacterized. Bases 110 to 607 code for a protein of 165 amino acids. The transcript has 4 exons. NCBI's taxonomy places the organism in Eukaryota, Metazoa, Arthropoda, Branchiopoda, Diplostraca, Daphniidae. The record is from RefSeq and is a predicted model, not a curated record.